GUCAAUGGGAUUUCACUCGGGCCAUUACAUGAUGCAGUUCUGACUUACCUAUCCAAGAUCCGAAGCAAUCCUUCCCUUUGGCUCACUCACGGCAGCUCAUUUGUUGAGGCAAGCCUAAAUGGUGCCAAAAUCAAAAAUACCGAGGCAAUUGAAGCAGCACAUGUACUUUCCCUUCACCUCCCCCACAUACCGGACGCUCUUAUUGCAUUUCUGGAUGGUGCCUCCAAAACAUACACCCGGUUCUCAGCAGAGUUUGCUAUUGGGGGACAAAUCGACUCACUGACACCAGAAGAGAUCAAAAGGAUCUUCAUUCCAAGCACAAAUGACGCAAAUGAGGGUGCACUUGGCCAACUUCGGUGCAUGAAGCGGCUGAGUACAUGCAUGACGCAGAUGAAGUUGAAUGCCAUCCAGAUGGCAAAGCGGAAUGGAGUAGAUGAUUUCAUAGUUGGUAGUCUGUCCAGCGAAGACCAGAGAGUGCUGAUGUCACUUGUGAGGCUGUGGGAUAUGUCAGGCCACGAGCAUGAGCAGAAGCGAGAAAUCUGAGCAGCAAAUGCAAAGAAGGUGGCAGAUAGUCAGCGGAAGGCCGAGGCUGCAAAAGAAAGGACACAGGCAAAGCAGGAAGCACUCAAGAAGUUGUCAGAGGACGUGAUCUAUGAUUUAGAAGGAAUAAAGGCCCUCAAAACCAAGAAAGCAGCCAAGCAACAACUUGACGCGCACCGAUACCUUCAUCCCAAUGACAAGGAC
Molecule: messenger RNA, 744 nt
Organism: Cantharellus anzutake
Lineage: Eukaryota; Fungi; Basidiomycota; Agaricomycetes; Cantharellales; Hydnaceae
Exons: 1
Coding region: 361-543 (60 amino acids)
Source: RefSeq, a predicted model, not a curated record